AUGCGCGAUUUGCGAGAUGUCCGAGAUCCGUAUUUUCGCGAAAGGGAAAGGGACUACCGCGACACUCGCGACAGAGAUGUUCGGGGCCCACGAGACAUUCGCGACGUCAGAGAUCGUGAUCCACGGGAUCCACGUGACCUGCGUGACUUGAGAGAUCAGAGAGAUCCAAGAGAUCCAAGAGAUAUCAGGGAUGUCCGCGAUCGCAGAGAACCAUACCCACCACGACGACCGGACGACCGUCGACCUGAGCCGCGUGUCGAGACCCGUCUUGACAAUCGUAAUGAUCGGCGAGCUCCACCUCCGGAUGCGCCCAAGACGGUGAUGGUCAAGCGAAAGAGGAUAAUUGCUCGUCCGACUUUGACCACAGAAUUUGCUGCUUCAGACUCUGUUUACUAUCGUAAGCCAGGCAAUGAGUCAGUUGUUGGCUCUGGCACCUACGGCAAGGUCUUCAAGGGUGUCCACGUCUACACCAAGGACCAGGUUGCCCUUAAGAAGAUCCGCAUGGAGGGCGAACGGGAUGGCUUUCCUGUCACCGCAAUCCGAGAAGUCAAGCUCCUUCAGUCCUUGAAUCAUGACAAUAUCGUCAGACUACGCGAGGUGAUGGUCGAGAAGAACGACUGCUACAUGGUCUUUGAGUACCUCUCCCACGAUCUUACAGGUCUCCUCAACCAUCCUACGUUCAACCUCGAAGAAUCCCAUAAAAAGGAUCUGGCAAAACAAUUGUUUGAAGGUCUGGAUUACCUGCACCGACGAGGCGUGUUACACCGCGACAUCAAGGCUGCGAACAUAUUAGUCUCGAACACUGGUCAGUUGAAACUCGCAGAUUUUGGUCUAGCGAGAUUCUACGCCAAAAGUAGCAAGCUGGACUACACCAACCGCGUCAUAACCAUCUGGUAUCGUUCACCGGAACUGCUCCUCGGCGAGACACAGUAUGGCCCCGCUGUCGAUAUCUGGUCAGCAGCCUGUGUUCUCGUCGAAAUCUUUACACGCCAUGCCAUCUUCCCAGGCGAUGGUGGUGAAAUCAACCAACUAGACAAGAUCUACAACAUCCUCGGAACACCCACAAAAGAAGACUGGCCAGGCAUAGUAGACAUGCAAUGGUCCAACCUCCUCCGCCCCACCGAACGCAAACCCUCCACCUUCGAAGAGAGGUAUCGCGACCGACUCAGCCCCAUGGCCUUUGAGCUUCUCCAGGCCAUGUUCCUGUACGACCCUCUUGCGCGCCCUACUGCGGCUGAUGUUCUUGAACACCCCUUCUUUGCUAGCGAGCAGCCGCAGCCGAAGCGCGCUGAAGCUCUUAAGGCACUUGAGGGUGACUGGCAUGAGUUCGAGAGCAAGGCGCUCCGCAAGGAGAAGGGAAAGGCUGACAAGGAAGCGAGACGAGUGGCGAGAGAAGAGAGCAAGAAGGAGGAGGGCAAGAGGAGGGCAGAUGCCACGGACAGUGAGAGGGACGCUAAGAGGGUGAAGAGCAGUGAGACGCAAUGA
Molecule: messenger RNA, 1485 nt
Organism: Didymella exigua CBS 183.55
Lineage: Eukaryota; Fungi; Ascomycota; Dothideomycetes; Pleosporales; Didymellaceae
Product: Pkinase-domain-containing protein
Exons: 2
Coding region: 1-1485 (494 amino acids)
Biological process (GO): positive regulation of transcription elongation by RNA polymerase II; transcription elongation by RNA polymerase II; protein phosphorylation
Cellular component (GO): cyclin/CDK positive transcription elongation factor complex; nucleus
Molecular function (GO): ATP binding; cyclin binding; RNA polymerase II CTD heptapeptide repeat kinase activity
Source: RefSeq, a predicted model, not a curated record